Messenger RNA from Ooceraea biroi (clonal raider ant), 3350 nucleotides. Its product is annotated as sodium channel protein Nach. Gene Ontology annotation, molecular function: ligand-gated sodium channel activity. NCBI's taxonomy places the organism in Eukaryota, Metazoa, Arthropoda, Insecta, Hymenoptera, Formicidae. Gene Ontology annotation, cellular component: plasma membrane. The record is from RefSeq and is a predicted model, not a curated record. Gene Ontology annotation, biological process: sodium ion transmembrane transport.
GCGCGUUUUACGGCAUCCAGAUGUAAACGACGCCCAGUCGUAAUCCCGGAUGGUCGCACGAGUGCUCGGGAUAUAACGUUUGCCGCUAGUAAUAUCGUGUAAUUGCGCUUACGGGGAUUUUCGGAUAACGGGACAUAACGGUCCCUUUUUGUUUCAAUUGAUCGCGCGCGAUCUGCGACAGUUAUACUGAGAGAAGACUAGUUUACGAUUGUUCACGCGGGUUUUUAAUUGUCGUACACUUUCUAUCUAUUCCGUUUUUUAUAUAUACGGUAGAUAUAUUUAGAAGUGGGUUUUAACGCCAUACGAUAAGAUGACAAUUAGUUAAUUACUCUCUGAGUUACACGAUGUAAGAAGUGGAUUACAUGAUGUGGAUCGAAAAAGAUCGGAUUAAACCUAUUGUAGUUACACAAGCAUGGGUGUCGAAAGAUUUACAGAGAUUACCGACAAAAUUCCAGAGCUCUAAAGUUAUAUUGAAAUAUCUGAAGUUAUAUUGCCAGUAUUCUAGUUUAUACAGUUUGAAGUACCUCGUUGAUUCUCAAAGAAGUUGGUUUGAAAGAGCUAUGUGGAUCAUAAUACAUUUGAUAAUUAUGUCCAGUGUGAUUUACAUGGUUUAUGCAACCUGCAAAGAGUAUGUAACAUCACCUAUACUUACUUCCAUGGACUCGGAUAGUUACCCCACGGUCGAUUUAGACUUUCCAGGAAUCGCCAUCUGCUCCAUUAACAGAAUAAGUCGGCAAUCCGCGAUAGAAAUGGCAACCGAUAUCUUUAACGCGAAAGUCACGGAUCUACCGGUCGAUGAAAUCCUCACCUUGGUCUCGCAGUUGGGCAAUCACUACGUUUCUGAUUUUCGCACGAAGGAUCGUAACGCCGAGAUCGAUGAACUUCUAACGACCUAUUACAAGGAAGAUUACGACAUUACGCAAAUAAUGAAAACUCUGUCGCCGCAGUGCUCACAGAUAUUACUGAAAUGCAAACUGCACGGCACCUACAGAAACUGCUCGCAGCUCUUCGAUUUCCGCAAGACGCAGAACGGAUUCUGCUGCACCUUCAAUUACAUGCGUGAGAAAGACGACAUUCUCGAAAAUACGGAGGCUGUCAUAGAUCCGUCUCUAUAUAUGCAUAAGGUGGACGAUUUAGGAAUAGAACGUGGCUUAACAGUUGUGAUGGAUCCACUUUUGGACGACUAUUUUUACCCGAUACUGCCUACUAUCGGUUGGAAGGUGAUCGUAUUCAAUCCUCAAGACUAUCCGGAUGUGGCCAGCGGUGGUGUCACAGAGGUAUUCGCGAUUCCCAGCUCCGAGACGUACAUAGACGUUACUCCGGCAUCUUUCUUCAGCACCAAGGACAUCGAAAAGUUUUCCUUCAGCAAACGCAAAUGUGUUUUCCCAAAUGAGAUGCGCACCAGGUACAGCGAUACAUCUUACACUUACAGCGAUUGCAUCGUCGACUGCAGGCUCCACGACAUGCAGAGUCUUUGCGGAUGCAGACCGUUUUAUUUUCCACGUCGUGGCAUAAAGGACUAUUCAGUGCGUGUUUGUACCAACGCAGACUUAAAAUGUCUGACAAAAUAUAAAACUAAAUGGUGGACCGUUUUUCCUCAUGAUAGUAAGGAAAAGAUCGGUGAAAACGUAACGUGGGCUCUGAGUUGUCACAAUUGUUAUCCUGCCUGUGAAGAUAUUAGCUAUGACGUGAUGAGUACGAAGAGCUACAUGUCCCCUGGCACAUAUAGAACUAAUUUAUUAUGGAAUGUCAACAUUACGAAUCAAGCGGUGUUGCAUAUCUUCUUCUCCAAGUAUGGCUCGAUUAGAUUGAAGCAAGACGUAUCUUCUUAUUGGUACGAAUUUAUGAGCAAUAUCGGCGGUAUAUGCGGUGUCUUCAUCGGCUUCAGUCUCAUCAGCGUUGUGGAGUUCCUGUACUUCAUCGCGCUCAUACUUCGUGAUCUGCUACGUGAAGACUCAAGUAUCUUAGACGACGACCACGAUGACCACGACGACCACAAGGACAAGAUCCAAUCAGUCCCAUGCGAAAACAUACAGACAAUUUACUGGAGCGAGCUGAUGCCACGAUCUUGGCAGGCAGUAAAAUAUGGCCAGUUUCCUAAGAACAGAGCAAGAUACUAAUACAUUCGGGAAGCUAUCAUGUAACUGCUCGGAAAGCUUUCCGAUGGAGACAAGUCCGUUUCGGUCCCAUCAUGAACACUCGAAUAACAUUCGAAACGAUCGGAAAGUUUCCGACACCCCGCAUGCAAGCGUGAAAUCGAUUCCGAUCGCGACGAACCAUCAGAUGAAAAAGAUUCAGGAAGACCGUCUGUUUCGUCGCAUAACGAUAAGCCGAUUUAGCAAGAGAUCCACAAUUGCCCAGCGAUGCAGACGAAAUCGCGAUCGGAAACUCGUCAGUCGGAAUCUUGCAUUUCCAAUUGAAAUCUUGAAUAGCUCCUAUAAUCGUGACCGCAUGAUUUAACAAAUCCUGCUAUUUAUUUAUAAAAGCAUUAUCAUAAAAGAUAUCUACAAGUAGCAAUCUUUCUUUAUUAGAUUAGCACUAGAUCAACUUUUGAUGACCCCAAAUUAUAAAAUUUCAUGGUGUUUCGAGGUUCUAAUAAGUCGAUUUUACAUAUAUGGUUAUAUGAUAUAAUAUCAUAGUACGAUCAGUGCGUCAAAUUUUGAUAGAUUGUUCUAUAUGAUUAAAUGAUUCAUAAUAGAAUUAUCGUACAUUUUCUAAUUAAAGAGAUUUUCAACUUCAUACAAAUCUUAAAAAUUUCAGAUAUAUGCAUAUAUGAUAAAUUUUGUGUGUGCGCGCACGUGUAUGCGUAGGUAUGUUAAAUGUGAAUAAACAUAUUUAUAAUUAUAAUUAUAGAAUGUAGAAUGUAGAAAUAAUAGCAAUUAUAAUCUACAUCAAGAAUUUACGGCAAGAAUUUUAGUACUUGCAGCUUUAAGAUUUCGACGGUUGUCAUACGAUGUUGGAUAAUAAGUUGUAAUUAAUGAGGGAAGUACUAAAACAAUGAAGCGGCAGUUGUUUAGGAGCGAGAUAUGAAGAGGUUAUAAUACCUUCGUAAGAGCAUGAAUGGAACGUGAUAGAUACAGGAGGCUUACAUGGGAAUUGUUAUCUGCUCCGAUGACACUCUCCAGAGACACAUAAUUAAUUCUCAGUGCAAUUAAGGUUUUUAGCAGAUGUUUACGUAAACUUAUGCUAGAAAUCGAAGUUCGCUUGCAGAGAACCAGUUUUAUCAAAACUUUUAAUGCGUUUAUUAAAAUAACUUUGGGAUCGAUUGCAGAUUCCGAUUUCGUGAAAACGUAACUGAACCAAUAUUGACGAUCUUAUAUUACGGUAAAUAAAUCUUUAAUGUGAGCAAA